AUGUAUCCCUCCUUGAUCCUUCCAUGGUCUGAUAAGCCAUCGGAGGCAGAAGCAAUCUACCGCGAUGCUGGCUAUAGAAAAACCAAAGGAACAUUGUUCCUGAUACCUCCACAUGAAGAGACCUUACGCGAAGCCUUCAAUGCUCCCCCACGACCCAAGACACGAAUGUCUUCAGGCGCUGUAGCACUCUGUAAGCAUUUUGAGCGUGGAGGAUGCUCAUCCGAGCAUGGUCGGCUCCAUCAGUUCUGGACAUUACCGGCUGGGAGCAAUGAGAACAAGACAGAGACUGCAAGCAAAAUACUCGAGCAGAUGCUCAGCGAGGCCAUUUGGAAGAACGUCAUGUUGUUACACCAUGGCGUGGCCGUCUACGAGAUCAGGAAUGCUCUUGGAUAUGGAAUGAGGUGGACGCUGGAACUUGGUGAACUGCCGAUAGGAGAUGAUCAAAACAUACAAAUUGUGGCGGGAUGCGUUGAAGGCAGGGCCAAUGAUGACUUUGAGAAGGAAUGGGAGAUAACGAAGACGACGUUCAGGGGGUUCCUGGAGCCAAUUGCUGGGAUGGACUCCGAACUGGAUCUUUCAGACGGUGGCAGGGUGAUGAUGGACUUUCUCUGA
This is a messenger RNA of Exophiala bonariae, 612 nucleotides long. RefSeq lists its product as uncharacterized. The record is from RefSeq and is a predicted model, not a curated record. The transcript has a single exon. NCBI's taxonomy places the organism in Eukaryota, Fungi, Ascomycota, Eurotiomycetes, Chaetothyriales, Herpotrichiellaceae. Bases 1 to 612 code for a protein of 203 amino acids.